GCUAGGCUGAUCGUUUUUUAUAACGCCACCAGCGAUAGUGCCAACAGACAGUACCCAGCGAAUACUCGAUUGUACCGGAUGGAGAAACAGUGCGACUUUAGCAUAAUCGCCGACCAAACCGACUUGCGGGAUGUGAUUGGUUGCGUUCUGGAGGAUGGUCCCACCGAGGAACCAAUCCACGUGAUAGAUUUGGAUGACGUUGUUAAUAAGCACGACAUCUGGCUGCGACAGUUGCCCCGAGUGAAGCCAUUCUAUGCAAUCAAGUGCAAUGACACUCCAGGAAUCGUGCAAGUACUGGAGAUGCUGGGAACGGGUUUCGACUGUGCCAGUAAGGGUGAAAUGGAAAAGGUGCUCGGAAUAGGAGUAAGUCCGGAUAGGAUUAUCUUUGCUCAGCCAGCGAAACCGAUUGAUUCACUUAUCUAUGCAAAGAAGCAUGGAGUCAAUUUGAUGACCUUUGAUGGAGUGCAUGAAUUGAAUAAAAUGAAAAAGUACUUUCCAGAGGCUUUGUUAGUGCUACGUUUCCGGUACGAUUCGGGGAAAUCUUUCGCAUCGAUGGGAGACAAAUUUGGGUGUGACGCUGAGUCUGAAGCUCCGGAGUUACUGCGUCAGGCCAAACAGCUGGGGCUUAACGUCAUCGGUCUGAGUUUCCAUAUAGGCUCAGGUGGUAAUGAUUGGAAAAGUUUCGAGGGUGCAUUCGGAGUAGCUCGGAAGAGUUUCGACUUUGCGAAAAGCAUCGGCUAUGACUUCACACUGCUAGAUAUUGGCGGUGGGUUCCCAGGAGCAAGGGGUAAACCGCUUGAUCCGUAUGCGAAACACAUCAACGAAGCUAUCGACACAUAUUUUGCAAGCUACUCAAAUGUGCAAUUUAUUGCGGAACCAGGACGCUACUAUUCCACUUCAGCCGUCACAAUAGUUACAAAUGUACAAUCGAAGAGACUGGUGAAAUACAAGGACGGACAUGAGCUAAUGUUUUACUAUGUGAACGAUGGGAUCUUCGGUUCAUUUUACUCGGCUGGCCACGAGAAUCAACCGGUUUAUCCCGUUCCCCUGAAGAAAGAAGGUCGAAUAAAACAAUCCGCUAUUUGGGGUCCCUCCUGUGAUCCCCUGGACUUGAUCUGCAAAAGUAUUCCACUACCGGAGCUAGAUUUCGGUGAUUUCAUAUUAUUCGAGAAUGCAGGCGCAUACUCAAUUGUCAUAGCUAAUCAGUUCAACGGUUUCCCCUUGCCGAGGGUUGAAGCAUACAUCCGGGAGAGCACACGUUACAGAAUUUGGCAAAGAACUCUUGCUGACGGAUUUGACUAAUUGAGGAUAUAAAGUAUGCUUCAUUUAGAAUCCGGCUACCAUCUCGAGAAUGGAAUGAAGGCUCAUGUUGUCAGCUUUUAUGUUACAUUAAUGAAAUCAUAAAUGAUUUUUUCGUUAUUAUUUCUUCAUUCUUUCGGACACAUACCUUUACUUCCACUCUUUGCAUAACAGUCCUAUGUGAAUGGGGAAUUCCAUAACACAUGGGAUAGUUAUACGGAUAGCUAGUAUAGGCUAGAAAAAAAUAUUUUAAAACUCAUGAACAAUUUCAAAUCAAUACAUAUAUAUUGCAUACCAAACGAUUGUUUUACUUUCGGUUUAAAUCUGGCAGUUCAAACGUUAUUUGCAAAAUAACCCUUUUCUAUAUCAGGGUUAAAUUUGAAAAUUCGAUAGAUAAAUUUGUCAUCACGAUUGGCAUCUUUACGCAAAAAAAAUAUAUAGGGGGCGCUACAUGCUUGAGGUGGAUGUUUAGCGUAUGGAUUGGCAAAUUAAUAGAAAAUUGUCAAGUUUAUGUAAUUUUUUAAGAGAGCUGUGAAAUAUCCGUAUAAAAAACUGAAAAUAAUGUGGAAGAAUUUCGUUCAAAAUGGCAAUAGACUUUGUCUGCAAAAGAGAGAUACUGUAGAAUAUAUUUCUUUCUCUCUUUCAGAACUGGUAUAAAACCGCAUCGUAGAACGUCGUGUAUGCUCGAAAUGAGAGCCAAUUCCUGCCAAAAGUGAAUUUAUGUCUGUUACACUUAGAUGGGUUGUUUAAAUAUUCUUUUAUUGGACGGC
Molecule: messenger RNA, 2069 nt
Organism: Topomyia yanbarensis
Lineage: Eukaryota; Metazoa; Arthropoda; Insecta; Diptera; Culicidae
Product: antizyme inhibitor 2-like
Exons: 2
Coding region: 79-1302 (407 amino acids)
Cellular component (GO): cytoplasm
Molecular function (GO): ornithine decarboxylase activity
Source: RefSeq, a predicted model, not a curated record